This is a messenger RNA of Chaetomium globosum CBS 148.51, 2571 nucleotides long. RefSeq lists its product as uncharacterized. The coding region runs from base 1 to 2571 and encodes 856 amino acids. The record is from RefSeq and is a predicted model, not a curated record. Gene Ontology annotation, molecular function: serine-type endopeptidase activity. Lineage: Eukaryota; Fungi; Ascomycota; Sordariomycetes; Sordariales; Chaetomiaceae. The transcript is spliced from 9 exons. Gene Ontology annotation, biological process: proteolysis.
AUGUCCCACCCAAUGGAAGGAGACCUUGCAUUUGAGACGGAGGAUGACUCCGAUGUCUUGGAUUUGGAUGAUAUGGAGGUAGAGCUUCCCAACAUCGCGGGCCAUCACAUACGAGCCCAAGGCAGCGACGAAGCCGAGUGGCGGAAGCUGGAAUUGGAGCGUCAACUGAAGGACGUCAUGGGCCAGCUCAGGGACGGACACCGCAAAUGGGGUGAGAGCGGGCCACCGGAUGUCCCGCCUCUUGAAUUAUAUAAAAAGACGACGCUUGCUACCAAGAGAGACGCGGAGGCUACGAGGGCAACCGCCCUCCAUAUCCUCGCGAGGCAGUACAAGACUGACUAUGCCGACAUCCCUGGAGAGAUUAUCCGGCCCGUCAUCCGCGAUCUGCUGAUACAAAAACGACAAGCUCUCGAGACAGCGACAACAAGAAUGCCUCUGCACCACAUCUUUGCUUGGCCGGAUGAGAAGGUGACAGUGAGACUCGAGGCCGACGCGAAGACGGUUCUGAAGAGAGCAAUGGAAUUCGUCCCAGUAGCAAAAGCCGAGACCAUCGCCGCACAGGAUGUCGAUGGCAACACGCCCAUCCAUUACGCUUCCGACUAUCGCCAAUGCUACCAGAGAUCUGACGAGUAUGUCAGCAUCUACAAGGACAUGCCGCUCCUGCGUAGGGAAACCGCCAGCCCAAUCGACAGCUCGACCGCAGGGAAAGACAACCAGCCUAGGGCAGGGCCACCGAGUCUUAGGAAGGAACUCGGAGCCAUCGAGAUGAACGGACAAUUGGUCGACAAGACCAAGGUGAAGGCGAACCCCGAUGGCCGUAGUUCCCGGCGCAUGUCGAUAGUUGAGGAAACGCCCCAAGAAAGACCUCAACGACGACGCCCGGAAGAUGCCUCCGCCGUCCGCUUGGAGAAGACAGUGGCACCUAGCGCCGCGGCUACCAACAGGAGGGCCAAGGCCAAGGCCUACACGGAUAUUCUGCAGUUCCUCAGACUGCACUACAUCCGGUCCCGUCCGGAUAUGGAUGCCCGAGACUUGAUCCAUGGCAAGGAUAUCUCUGACAAAAACCUGUACUUUGAUGCUUCCGGUCAUAGCCGGGCCAACACCAUCAUUACUUUGAUAGAACGCAUGUCGGUAGGUGGCUUCUUGGACACGCUGGCCUACGUCUAUAUCCCCGGCCUAGAUCAGGUCACCCCGGCCGUGAAACAUGAAAAGCCGGAGAGGAAAACCUACGGUCGAGGGCGUUCCGGCCAAGUACAAGAAAACCCCAAGAUGGGGCGCAACGACCUGGUCAGCGUGUUCGAUAAGCUGUCGUCCUGCGGUGUGACGCGUAUUCUCCGCCUGCAGGUGGACGACCUGGAGGAACCCGCCCACACGGAUUCAGCCAUUGAGAUGGCUCUUCAGGGUACUGAGCCCCUCGCGUCGCAGGACCAGGAGCAGCCGCCGGCGAGGGGGAGAAAUUCAGCCCACCCAUCUAUUCUUGUCGAGACAUGGCGGGCAUAUGCUUACCUGUAUCCUACUCUUACCAGGGACUGGCGCAAGCCCGAUAUCAGUCCCGACGUCAUCGCUGCCGCCGCCCCGGACGUAGAGCAUGUAAACCUGUACUGGAGCGGAAACCAGGCGGUCUUGAGGGGCUGGGGAAGUUCGGCCGGCAUCCCGCGUCUAAUGAAAUUGAAAACCCUCAGGGUUUACGCAGCGCCGGGCCUCGAAAGCGUCGCAAAGAUGAACAGGAUGUUGGACAUCUUCCAGAACGAUAUCAUCACCAAUACCAGCGGGAGAGUCAAGGAAGUAAAGAUUAUACCGAGGAUCAAUGGCUUGAUCGCCAGCCAAAACGCCGAGGAACAAGGGGAUCCAACCAGCAGUUCGACGGGGGGUCAGGUCACCGUGGCCCAGAGACAGCACGUAUGGGUUUCGACAAUGGACGAGUUCAGGAAAUCAAUGGUGUCCGUCCACAACACCCUCAGGGGUUUGCAGCUGAAUAUGGAGCCCUACAGAAUCAAGGUCGCUCUAAUCGACGACGGUCUCGAACUAAGCCAGCUCCUCACCUACAACGGCAUCGUAGAGGCCAUCGGCCAAAGCUACUACCCGCCGAGUGGGCGCACCGAAAACCCGUGGCAUCGCUCGACCGAGGGGCACGGCACCAUCAUGGCCAACAUGAUCGCGCGGGUCAACCCCUGGGUCUCACUGCACGUCAUGCGGGUACACAACAAGCGCCUUCAGAACGGCGAACGGACCGUGCUAGCGGACAGCGCCGCCAAAGCCAUCUGGGGCGCGAUCCGCCGCCGGGUCAACAUCAUCUCGAUAUCCUGGACGGUGAAGGGCAAAAAGGCGCCCGGGGUGGUGCGCGGCCCCCUCUACGACGACAACAGCGCCGCGGGGGCGGCAGGCACCGGGCCGGGGGGGGGAAUGGACGCGGAGGCGGAGGCGAUCGGAAAACUGGAAGCGGCCAUCGACGAGGCGGUGCGGCAGAACAUUUUGAUCUUUUGCUCGGCGAGCGACCAGAUCGAGGAGGAUGCGAAGGACUCGCUGCCGUACCGGCAGGCGCCGGGCCAUCCAGGUGGCCGAGGACUUUAA